AUGGAAUCCGUAGUAAAGGUAGGCCGAAGUGUUGGUGGGGGAUUUUUCAGGGCAGCGGGUGCCGUUUUAAGGGGCACGAGGCGCGUUUUAGCGGCUAUUCCACUUCUAGGUAUUAUCAUUAAGGAGGAUAUCGAUAAAGACACGGGUGGCGAAGAAGCAGAGAAUCCAGAAGCAGUGAGUCCCGCUGAGGACAAAUCAGCCAGCAGUCCAACAGAUUCAGUUCCGGAGUCAAAGACCGAGGAGCCGGCUUCCCCCGCAGCAGUGACCUUGAGUCCCGCUGAGGAGAAGAAAGAAGCACCCUCAUCUCCUGCCCCAACUCCCGCCCCCGAGGCUGUGAAAGAGGAGCCCGAAGUGCCGGUCGAGAAAGUCGAGGUCAGUCCAGGUCCAGCGCUGGCCGCCAAGUUCCCAUCACCACCACCAUCACCAAAAAUUUCACCACCGAUAUGUUCUAUCACUGAGAGGAAAACCACUGAGGACUUUCCCUCCUUUGCUCCCACCAGUCCACCACCUACCCCCAUAGACCCAUCCCCCCUCCAGCAGGCACAGCAGGCUGCCCCAAACGCCACUGCUCUCGCAGAAGCUCUUAAACCCGCUCUUACUAAUAUCGAUUCGCUGCCCAUCACUAACACCACUUCUGACAGUGAAAACUCAUCUAAUCUUCAUGAUAAACUCCUAGAAAACUCCUUCAUUGAAAUCCAAGAAGUUGACAACAAAAUGGCUGAUCUGCCCGAAAUAGACGCCGUUCCUGAUGUCGUUGAAAUAGCUCCCGAUGUUGCCGACAUAGUGGAAGCCGUUCCCGACAUUGCCGAUACAAUGGAAGUCGAGACUGAGGUUAUUGAAGUAGUUCCUGAGAUUGUAGUUGAGACUGAAGUUGUUGAGGUUGAUGCAGUUCCUCCAGUAAACGCUGUUCCUGAAGUUAUUGAAAUCACUGAGCUGGAAGAAAAAAUUACCGAGACUCCACAGGUUCAAGAAAUUCUGGUACCUGAAAGUGUUGGAGAAAUUAUUGCCGAAAAUAUUAAAGAAACUGCUGAAGAAGUUGAAAAAGUAUGUGAAAGAUUUGAUUUAAAAAAAGUCACUGAAGAAAUUAGUGACAUCCUUGGUCAAGUUGAACAAACUAGUGAAGUAAUUAAAGAAGACUGUGAAAAAAUUGAAGACUUGAAAGUAAAUGUUGAGGAAAAAGUCACUCAAGAAAUUAAAGCUGCUACUGAUGAGGUAGUUGAAAAAAUUGAAGAGAUAAAAGAAACUGUUGAAGAAAAAAUGGAAGAAACUUGUGAAAAAGUUAAAAAUUUAAUGACCACUACGGAAGAUGUUGAAGCAGAUAUACCUCCUCCGUUACCAGAGUCGCCGAUUCCAGUACCAAAAGCAUCUGCAGAUUUAAUGAACUUUAUUGCAUCACAAAUUUCAGAAGAUUUUGGUUUAUCAGAAGAAUUACUACCACCACCACCAAUAAGUGGAUUAGAGCAAGAGUUGGACAAUCUACCGGUACCUUUGGAUCCGAGUAAACAGGCACUGAGACUGGAUAAAAAUGAAGAAGAAAGAACAGUUAGUGAUAAUGAAGCUCCUAGUCCCUUAAGUCCGACAGAAGACCUCUUGUCACCGCCUGUCAAUCCCAAUCCAUCCGUAGAGUCCUCGCGGGAUAAAGUUAACGGAUACAAAGAUAUUGAGACGAUUGAAGGAGUCAAUGGAAAUGGACAUGUUGAUGUUAAUGGCGAUGGCGAGUACGAUCACGAAUCGGCAACUAAAGACAGUUUGUUCCAGAAUAAUCAUCAGAGCAUACCAGAAGCUGAAGCUCCCGUUGAAAAUAACGUAGCUGAAAAAACGGAAACUGUUGAGGAAGAAACUAAAAUAGUACCACCCGUCGUUGAACCUCCAGCAUCACUUGGACCCGCUAUCACUGAAGAUGUUACUUCUGUAACUAAGGCUGUCGAAGAGAUCGAUAUCAAUGAAAAAGCUGUUGCAGCGGCUGUAAACGAAAACAUUGAAGCUGUUAACAAGAAUGAAAUAAUUGCCGAAAUGAAUCAUCAGAACAAUAUCAACGAAUAA
Molecule: messenger RNA, 2043 nt
Organism: Cotesia congregata
Lineage: Eukaryota; Metazoa; Arthropoda; Insecta; Hymenoptera; Braconidae
Source: the annotation of a GenBank genome assembly